Messenger RNA from Dunckerocampus dactyliophorus (ringed pipefish), 5493 nucleotides. Its product is annotated as pro-interleukin-16. The record is from RefSeq and is a predicted model, not a curated record. NCBI's taxonomy places the organism in Eukaryota, Metazoa, Chordata, Actinopteri, Syngnathiformes, Syngnathidae. Gene Ontology annotation, biological process: induction of positive chemotaxis; leukocyte chemotaxis. Bases 383 to 3757 code for a protein of 1124 amino acids. Gene Ontology annotation, molecular function: CD4 receptor binding; cytokine activity. The transcript is spliced from 8 exons.
GAAGAUAGACCAGUGUGGCCGGUUUGUGCCACUGUACACAUCCCAUCAUGCAAUGCUAACAGACAGAAACAAGAGAGAGAGAUGGAUAAGGAGCUGAUGUCAUUACACAACAGAGCGCUGCCUUUAUAAUGAAGACUUGUCACCAACACUAUAGUCGAACAAAGCGUCAAGGUUUCAGUCAGUUGUUGACUAUCUGUGGCUGUGGAAGACUGAUACGUGCGCUGCAGCACCGAGACUGAUUGUGUCACAUUUCAACAUUGUUGUGCUUCGCUGGAUUGCAGCUGAGCAUUGGGAGCUCAUCACUGAAGCCCUGCUGGGGAACGAAAACACUCCCAUGGAUAGAACAGCAUAAAAAUGGAUACUGCCGGAGAACCAACCAUUAAUGCACAAUGGUUUGCAUGAAUCUAACGUAGGCAACUGCUGCUGUCCAAUCCCUUGGAAUCACAUAAAUAAAUCCAGUGCAGUCAUCGAUUCUCUUUUUAAAGAUUUGGCUCUUGACAGGUGCUCAUUAACUUUGUUUAUGCUCUUGACAAUGGAUGUGUCUCUGCUCUCCGCUCCAGUGACUGAGUACACCAAUCAGAGUGCUUUGGCGUGCCUCAAUGUUGCAUCUGGCAAAUCUCCGUCUAGCAGUCUCACUCGCAGGUCAGGUGUUAGGCGAGGCCAAGCUGAGGAAGUUGAAAAGCGACGGAAACAAACUGGAUUAGUUGGAUCGGGCAAGGGAGGCAGAUUGAUUGAUGGCCAGGAUCUUUGGACAGGAUUGAACUCUGAUUUUCAAAGGACUACGAGUGGCAGAGGAUGGAAUGAAGAAAAGGAGCUAUCAGGAGACUCGGUGUCUUCCAGUCUGACUCACAAUAACAAAAUAGACAAGAAAACCACAGACUUUGGCAUCAAUAGAAGUAGUAACUAUAACCUUGCAUCUAAGAGGCAAACUGGAGCAGAGUGGAGGAGGAGCAACCUGCCAAGUAGGAGCAGGAGUGUUGACUGGAGGUUAGGAGCAAGAAGUCCUGACCGAGGAAUGCGACGAUCCGAUAUAUCAGCAUGGUCAACUGAAGAAAACAAACGAGGAGAGAGGGAUACUUCAGGCCUGAGAGGCAGAUCUAUGUCUUCAUUCAGGACUUCUGCAAUGGUUUCUCCAGGCAGCAGUAGCCCAAAAAGUCCUUUGGACCAAACCUUGGAAGCCAUGGAUGGGGGCAACUCUUUCCCUUUAAGGCUAAAGUCUGCCUCUGAUGCUACCUGGGACCGAAGAGAGACAGGUUCUUUUGGGACUCAAAGAGGCCAGAGUAUAUUGGAACGGAUAGAGAAGCUCUAUGGGUCAUCCAAAAGUGAGGGUUUUAGCAAAGUUAGGGCUUUCUGCGAUGGAAAGGGUGUCUUAAACAUUUUGCCAAAUUCUUGUGAAGAGGCAACAGGAGGAACCUUUCCUAGGCGUGGCUCUGCUGGUGAGAAAAGCUACUACAGUCCAGUGGACACAAAUGGAUCAUUCACCAGGACACUGCUAGACAACAAUGCUCCAUGUUUUAACAGUUCACCCGUCCCAAGAACCAGGGCGAGAUUACCAGAGGGACAAUGGCAAGAACAAAUCUAUGGGAGAUAUUCGGACAUAGGUGGAGUUAGCGGGGAUAAAGAGUCCAUGGAGACAAUGUCUCUGGACAGAGAAAGGAGCAGAAACACCAUAGCUGGUCAGAUUAGAAUGGCUCGGACUUCUCAGUCAAACACUUUAUUAGAGCAGACAUCUGCAAGCAGAGGGGGAAGUGGGAGCAUAGAUCUUGGAAGGGUAAAUUGGGAAAGGGAAAAGAAUGAAACUACCAGAAUAAGUAUGACACAGAGAAAAUUUACGCCAGAGAAGGGAAAGGUGACAGAGGUUGAAUUCAGGGGGAAUUAUGAAGAUGUGUUUGAGUCACAUCUACAGAACUCCAGAGCCAAUACUGCAGGGUCUAGGGUAUACCCGGAGACACAGUCCCCUUCAAUAAGUGUGAGAAACAAGAUUAAUCAAUUUGAGGCUUUGACACUGAGAUCUCAGGGUUUUACAAAGGGCAACGUUGCCAUGCCCAGACGGGCCUUUUCUGUGCCAACACGACUCAACAGUGCCCACGACAGCUUGAAGAGUGAGUCAACAACUGGUAGCCAAGGUGACAAGUAUAUAGGUCUGCGUGAGAUAGGGGAGAAGAGUAGGAAAGCAAAGGAGAAAGUUGGUGAACGUCAAAUAAAAAGUCACUCGCAAAGGUCUUUGUCAGUGGACGAGAUUGGACAAAAGAUAGGAGAUGAUUUGGCAAAGAAGGAAGGGACAACUACAGAUCGUGUUAACAAAUACACAGUUACAAAUUUUAGUGAAUAUUCCAGGUUGAACCAUACACGAAAAUCACCCUUAAAAGAAGAUAAUCUACAUUACACAAACAUCUACAUAGACGAACCUGACCAUGGUAACGUCUCAAGCAACCAAGACUGGAGAACCCCCAAUGUAGAGUUACCAAGUGACCGUGAUCCCCCCACAUAUGUUGAGCUCUCAGGUACAAAAGUAAAACCUGGUGUGAUCAUUUUAUCAGUUACUGAUGAGGACAAGACUCCGACAAACACCCCAAACCACUCGCCUUUAUGCUCUCCGGUCUCAGUACCAAAACAUACCUCUCCACUUUUACCGACUGAAAAAGAAAGCCGACAGCACCCUUCAACCCCCAUGCGUCCCCUUGCCUCCUCCUCUCACAGCAACCUUGCAGAUCUCAUGUUUCCAGACGUCAUCGACGGUGACGCAAAAGGGAAUAAACAGAUGCUGGACUUGGAUGCUUGGGUGGCCGGCUGGAAGGCCUGGAGUGGCGAUAACGACGAUGGUGAGGAUGACGACGCAAGCACACAGAAAGAUGGCGAUUCAAACUACGAUUCAGACUCUGGAGAGUCCUCGGUGACCAUCACCAGCAACAUUAGCGUGUCAGAUCGCAGGAGCUUCUCAGUCAGUCUCGCGGAAUUGUGUUACUUCACUGGAACUGACUACGAAUCAGAGACCGACGAUGAGUGGUCAGUAGCAAUGGGCAAUAGAUCGGCCUCACUGAGCUCUGACAUGUCGGCUCUGUCAUGUGUGUCUGUGCUGCCCACUGAGGAGCUCGACAAGCUACUGGAGGAUGUCAGGGGCCUGCGGGACAGUGACCUGCAGGAUAACGUUCAUGUGGUGGUUCUCCACAAGGAGAUGGCUGUCGGGCUGGGAUUCAGUAUAGCAGGAGGCAUCGACCAGAACAAGCCGAUCAUUGUCCACAAGGUGUUCCCCAGUGGUGUGGCCGCACAGGAAGGCUCCAUCUGGGAAGGGGACCAGGUCUUGUCCAUCAACGGCACAGCCCUUGAACGCCACACUCACUGGGAGGCUCUGAGGGUCCUGAGACGGGCCAAGACUCGCGAGAUGGGAGUGGUUGUCCUGAGGAGGGGGGGUGUUAGGAGCAUCUUGAAGGGGGCAGACAGUCCGACUGAGCAAGUAGCGCCAACACAGACCUCUGAGACAGAUCAGCCAAUGAAAGUGCGUCUGGAGAAGAAAAGCAGGGAUCUGGGCUUCAGUUUGGAGGGAGGUGUCGGUCUGGGAGACAAACCACUCACCAUAAAGAAGAUCUUCCAAGGGGGUCCAGUGGACAAAAUAUGUCCCGGUGAUGAGGUGAUGGAGAUCGAAGGUGUGAGCAUGGUGGGAAUGAGGCGCCUGGAGGCCUGGACUUUGAUCCGGCGGCUUCCAUCUGGACCUGUCGAUGUAAUAAUACGUCGGCCGCGUAAAGCUCCAGAACUGUAGGGAUUGUGGAAGCAAUCUGACCUGGACUGUUCUGAAAAUGUGCCACUUAGGCAAUGAUGAUACAGUAUGAAUUUUUAACAAAGCCAUUUACAUGGAAAGCAUAAACUUUAUUUUAUGGAGUUGUGAAUUUUACUUAAAAUAUUUGGAGGUGACAAGAUGCAGCUACCUCAAAGCCAUAUGUGAACAAAGACUAACAUUCUGUAAUAUACUGUGAAUAUUGUAUAUGCUUACAGCAUUUAAAAGUUUAUAUUGCUUUUUAAUAAAGUUAAACUUUAAUGGGUGCUUUUUAGUCGGACUUCCUGCAGAUGGCGGUAGAGUGCUGUCUAUUUUUGGAGCUCACUGAGCGGAUAAUAAUAUAUACAGAUAUGUAUACAGUCAUCCAUCCGUUUUCUAUGCCGCUUAUCCUUAGGGUUGCGGGUAUGCUGGAGCCUAUGCCAGCUGACUUUGGGCGAGAGGCGGGGUACACCCUGGACUGGUCACCAGCCAAUGGCAGAGCACAUAUAGACAAACAAGCAUUCACACUCACAUUCAUACCAAUUUUUAGAGUCUCCAAACCUAACAUGCAUGUUUUUGGAAUGUGGGAGGAAACCGGAGUACCCGGAGAAAACCCACACGUGAACGGGGAACAUGCAAACACACAGAGAUGUCCAUCGGCGAUUCAAACCAAGAUCUUUCAGAUCUCCUGACUGUGCUGCCAGAAUGCUAACUACUAGGCCACCAUGCGGCACAUUUACAUACGCUGUGUAAAAUUUUCAGUGUUACCAAAAUAAUUUCUGUUUUCUGCAUUUACGAUCAACAGAAUUUUUUUUAUUUUUUUUUUAUUACUUCAAAGUUUACAUACACAGAGUUGACUGUCUUUAAACAUCGUGGGAAAGCCCACAUGAUAAUCAUAUGGUUUUGGAAACUUCCAAUAGGCUAACUCACAACUGUGAGUUAAUUGGAGGCACAUCUGUGCAUGUAUUUUAAGGCCACACCUCAAACACACUGCUUCCUUGUUUGUUAUUGUGGGAAAAUCAAAAGCAAUCAGCCAAGAUAUCAGGAAGAGAAUAGUGGCGCUCCACAAGCCUGGUUCAUCAUUUUGUGCAAUUUGUGAAGUAUGAAGUAUUUGUCACAUGAGUGCAAUGAAAAUGCUUUUUAGCUUGGAAAAGUAAACAAUCCCAUACUGUAGGGUAAUAACUACUGUAUAAAAGCAAACUCCACUCCCUAAAUGAUUGUCUUAUGGAGUAGUUAUGGUGAUAAGAACUUAGAAUACGAUUUUACCACAUUAUUACAUCUUACCAUUUCACUUUGUGUUUUAAACCAGCAAGAGAGCAUUUGGAAUAUAGUGAGAAAAAAUAUAGAAUUCAAGAAAGAACUCAAUGCAGGCAAUACAGGAAGAUGGUGUCCGUUUGGUGUCUCACUGCCACAUCAUGUCUUUGGGAACAGUAGUCUUCAAUGAAGGUAAAAGUAACCUUAAAUAUUAAUUUCAUAAUUUAUAUGCAUUUAGAAUUGUUUUAUUUAUUUAAAACUAUAAUUGUAAAACUGAAUGUGCUUUGUGUUAACAUUUGUGAGAGUCAACCGCUGAUGACAUCAUAGACAGGUGACAUAAUUUCCAGUUCUGGUUGCCAUUUUCUGUGCUAGCUAACAAGGAAGGGUGUUUUCUCAUAAAAAAUAUACAUUAAGAAUACAAAUGGACUCAUGCAUUGUAUUAAUAACAUGACAAGACAAGCCAUACUGAUAAUGUACGCAAACCGAGG